Messenger RNA from Rotaria sp. Silwood2, 786 nucleotides. Lineage: Eukaryota; Metazoa; Rotifera; Eurotatoria; Philodinida; Philodinidae. The record is from the annotation of a GenBank genome assembly.
UCUAGUUGCCUUUAUUAUCGACAAAAUAUGAAUCUUCAUUGAUACCUCAACUUUUAUUUAUUAUAAGGAUAUGUGUGCAAAAAAAAAUACAUGCAUUAGGAGAGAAUAUAGCCAAUUAAACAUCGCGUCGCAUCGUACACAUAAAAAUAAAAUAAUUUAUAAGAGCCUCUGUGAGAGUCCUACUCACUAAAAGAUUCAGAUUUUGUCCUUCUUAACCUGGCAAAUGAUAUGCUUUUAUCUUGAUGAUAUUUAUUCAACACCGAAUGUCGUCUUUGUUCUGCAUAUUAUUGUUGUGCAUUUUAUAUAAUGAAAAAGAGCCAUAUUUUCCCUAGCCUAUUACGGUUAUCGAUUGUGCAGCGAAGAUUAUCGUCAGCAAGAGUGAGUGAUGAAGUUAAAAAUUUUAUCGUAUCACCGAAGGAAAUUCAAGCCUAUAAAGUUGAUGGUGUCGUUUGUUUACGUGGUGUUUUAUCACCCGUUCAAUGUGCUGAAAUGUUUCAAGCAUCUGUGGAAUUUGUGAAAGCAAAUAAAGGCCGUAUUCGUUAUGGCAAAGAUGACAAACGCUUUUUCAGUGCUGCUUUGAUGGCGGACACAAUUCCUGCGUUUGAAAAAUUUGCUAAAAAUUCACAGUUGCCAAGUAUCGCUGCUCAACUGAUGAACAAUUUGAAAAUGGUGCGAUUUUUCUACGAUCAAUUGUUUAUCAAAGCACCUGGAACACAAGCUCGAACUGCAUGGCAUAACGAUUUAUCCUAUUGGCCAUUUCGUGGCAACGAUUUAAUAUCGAUAUAG